Histoplasma capsulatum G186AR is the source of this 741-nucleotide messenger RNA. RefSeq lists its product as uncharacterized. Lineage: Eukaryota; Fungi; Ascomycota; Eurotiomycetes; Onygenales; Ajellomycetaceae. The record is from RefSeq and is a predicted model, not a curated record. The transcript is spliced from 3 exons. Bases 1 to 741 code for a protein of 246 amino acids.
AUGCAGAAAGAAGAGCAAGCCCCUUGCUUGUGGCAGCGAAAUGUGGCGGCAUCGGGAAACAACGUGGCGUUCGUCGGGCAGCGGGUGACCUGCAAAAGGUUUUUCACGGGCACCGCAGUCCAGGGCGUAAGCAGACACACAAUGCGCCCAGAGCAUGCUGAUGGAUGCGCCCGACGGAUGCCCUUGACGCAACACUGGCCAAUGGCUGGCUCCCCGAUUCCACCCGUUGAGUUUUGUGUUCCCCCAAUUCCCCCCAAUCCCCCCCACCAAUUUCCCACACGCUGUCACCCUCCGCAGCUCAUUCGACGGCCACCGGGUACUCCCUUGCCGGGCGAAUUGGCGAAUUGGCGAAUUGGCGCGUCGGCACGCCCUGGACGGUCUGGACGCCGGCAGUUCCAACCGCUGCUUCCUUCCCCGUUGGCUGCGCACGCGCCAGAUGACGCCGGUGUGUCACUGCCGCCAUCCGAUUCGUCGAUCCGCCGUGCCGCCCUUCCCGAGGCCCCUCGCGCGAUUGCCGUUAUAUCUUUCGUUAUUUCCCCCCGCGAUGGAGCACUCCUCCGGCAUUCCCCGAGCGAGGGAGCGGGAAUCCUCCUCCCUAUCAUCCCUAUCAUCCCUAUCAUCCUCGCCAUCAUCAGAUCCAUCACAAUUCAUCAGCGUCAUCAGCAUGGACGUCGGGGGGCCUGGUCCCGGGGCUGGUCCCCGGGCUGUCCAGGUGGUGUGAUCGUGGUUCCACCUGCCUGA